AUGGCAUCUCAGAGUCAAAAUACCCAGCGUCUCCCAGAGGAUGCUCAUGCCGAUUCAUGCUCGGUAUCGGACGAGUCGGAUUCUAGCAACGAAGAAGGCUGGGAGGAUGUCGAGGCCGAUGAUGAGUCGCAGCCUGUUGUAGACUUGUUCUCUGAUCAGCUCUUUCCUGAUGUGCGCUCUUUAUUGAAGGAAUGCAAGGAGAAGCACCAGUUUGACUUGUUGAAGAUCCAGAAGGAUCUGGAUCUGGAUUUUUUGGAUACCAUCAAGCUUGUCAACUACGUGCGAUCAGAAGUCAAGGCUGGAAACAAAAUCCCCGAUGUCAGCUCCAAGUCAAAGUUCGCCGACGACGCCUACAUGAAGCCAGUACUGGAGGACGAUGCUCUUUUGUACAGCCUGGACGAUAUCACCGAAGAACAGGGCGAGGAAGCGGUCCCAGGAAGUGAGGCAGAGCGCCGAGUUCAGGAGCUUCAAGAAGAUCUUGAAAGACUCCAGACUCAGUUCUCUGAGUAUAGACUUGCUGUCCAGCAGUCAAUGGAAGACCAAUUGACCAAAGAGGACGACAAACUUGAUGCGAGCGCACCUGCGGGGAAUCCCAACGGUGCUACCAAGGCGCAGGAGAUUGAUGAAGACUAUUUCGCAUCUUACGCCUACAAUGGAAUUCACGAGUCUAUGCUGAAAGAUGCCAUUCGCACCGACGCCUACCGCGACUUUGUAUAUGAGAACAAGAACCUCUUCAAGGACAAGGUUGUCCUCGAUGUUGGCUGUGGAACUGGCAUCUUGUCCAUGUUCUGUGCCAAGGCUGGUGCUAAAAAGGUUAUCUCUGUUGACAACUCCAACAUCAUUGACCGCGCAAAGGAGAUCGUCUUCGACAAUGAACUUGGUGAUGUCAUCACCUUGGUCCGUGGAAAGAUUGAAGAGGUCACCCUGCCUGUUGACAAGGUCGACAUCAUCAUCUCCGAGUGGAUGGGCUAUGCCCUUCUUUUCGAAGCCAUGUUUGACUCUGUCAUCUAUGCACGAGACCGCUAUCUUGCUCCUGACGGCCUGAUGGUUCCGUCUCACGCGACCCUACGAAUUGCUCCUUACUCAGACCCGGACUUCAUUGAUUCGCACAUCAAUUUCUGGCAAAAUGUAUACGGUUUCAAGAUGAACAGUAUGCUGUUGAAGAUCUACGAUGAAGCUGUUGUUCGCGGGAUUUCCUCCUCGACCCUCGCUGCGGACUCGACCAUUUUCUUGCCGCUGCCUCUGCACACCAUCACCGUUGAGGAGUUGAGCUUCUUAAAGGAGUUCCAGGUCACCCUUAACCAAGAUAUUGAUGCUCUUGAUGGCUGGGCAAUCUGGUUCGAUAUGUUUUUUAUGCCCUCGAGAGACUCGCCCAUCCCCGAAAACGCUGUGCCCUCCGACAUGCAGAAGAAGGGAUAUGUGGCAUUCACCACAGGGCCUGAUGGAACCGAGACUCACUGGCAACAAACUGUUGCUCUGAUUGACCAUGGAAAGCACAAGCCAAAGCCUCUGAAGAAGGGACAAGUUAUUACCGGUAAAGUCGGCUACCAAAAGAGAGAUAUGGAGGGUUCUCGUGGUCUGCGCAUUGGAAUCCAGUGGCAAGGCGGCGAUCACACCAAAGGCGAGCAAAAAUGGGGCCUCCAGUAA
Molecule: messenger RNA, 1647 nt
Organism: Penicillium angulare
Lineage: Eukaryota; Fungi; Ascomycota; Eurotiomycetes; Eurotiales; Aspergillaceae
Product: protein arginine methyltransferase RmtB
Exons: 4
Coding region: 1-1647 (548 amino acids)
Biological process (GO): peptidyl-arginine methylation
Cellular component (GO): nucleus
Molecular function (GO): protein-arginine N-methyltransferase activity
Source: RefSeq, a predicted model, not a curated record